AUGACUUCCAAGGAGGACAGCAAGGCGGCGCCGGGGGAGGAGAGGCGGCGCAGCCCGCUGGACCACCUGCCGCCUCCCGCCAACUCCAACAAGCCGCUGACGCCGUUCAGCAUAGAGGACAUCCUCAACAAGCCGUCUGUGCGGAGAAGUUACUCGCUGUGCGGGGCGGCGCACCUGCUGGCGGCCGCGGACAAGCACGCGCCGGGCGGCUUGCCCCUGGCGGGCCGCGCGCUGCUCUCUCAGACCUCGCCGCUGUGCGCGCUUGAGGAGCUCGCUAGCAAGACUUUUAAGGGGCUGGAGGUCAGCGUCCUGCAGGCAGCCGAAGGCCGCGACGGGAUGACCAUCUUUGGGCAGCGGCAGACCCCCAAAAAGCGACGAAAGUCGCGUACAGCCUUCACCAAUCACCAGAUCUAUGAGUUGGAGAAGCGCUUUCUCUACCAGAAGUACCUGUCCCCCGCCGAUCGCGACCAAAUUGCGCAGCAGCUGGGCCUCACCAAUGCUCAGGUCAUCACCUGGUUCCAGAAUCGGCGCGCCAAGCUUAAACGGGACCUGGAGGAGAUGAAGGCCGACGUGGAGUCCGCCAAGAAACUGGGCCCUAGCGGGCAGAUGGACAUCGUGGCGCUGGCCGAACUCGAGCAGAACUCGGAGGCCGCGGGCGGCGGCGGCGGCGGCGGCUGCGGCAGGGCUAAGUCAAGGCCUGGCUCUCCGGCACUCCCCCCAGGCGCCCCGCAGGCCCCGGGCGCCGGGCCCCUGCAGCUCUCGCCAGCCUCCCCGCUCACAGACCAGCCAGCCAGCAGCCAGGACUGCUCGGAGGACGAGGAAGACGAAGAAAUCGACGUGGACGAUUGA
Rangifer tarandus platyrhynchus (Svalbard reindeer) is the source of this 849-nucleotide messenger RNA. NCBI's taxonomy places the organism in Eukaryota, Metazoa, Chordata, Mammalia, Artiodactyla, Cervidae. The record is from the annotation of a GenBank genome assembly.